Mangifera indica (mango) is the source of this 1392-nucleotide messenger RNA. Its product is annotated as lysine histidine transporter 1-like. Gene Ontology annotation, cellular component: plasma membrane. Lineage: Eukaryota; Viridiplantae; Streptophyta; Magnoliopsida; Sapindales; Anacardiaceae. The transcript has 7 exons. Bases 73 to 1392 code for a protein of 439 amino acids. The record is from RefSeq and is a predicted model, not a curated record.
UAUCCUUGAAAAUCUCAACCAGCGUUUGGUAACUUAGUACGAUACUUUCGGUUUGAGUUUGAAGGUACGACAAUGGAAGGCACUGAGAAGCCUGUGUCAGCGUUAGGGAUUGAGAAAGAUCUAAACGAUUGGCUUUCUGUCACCAAGUCCAGGAAUGGCACAUGGUGGCAUUCAGCUUUCCACAAUGUCAGUGCUAUGGUUGGUGCCGGUAUUUUGGGGCUCCCUUAUGCCCUCUCUGAACUCGGAUGGGGUCCUGGUGUGACCCUAAUGGUUUUAUCGUGGGUUGUCACUCUAUACACGAUGUGGCAAAUGAUUGAAAUGCACGAGAUGGUGCCCGGAAAAAGACUCGAUCGUUACCAUGAGUUGGGGCAGGCGGCUUUUGGAGAAAAGCUCGGGCUUUGGAUCGUGGUUCCCCUGCAAAUGAUGGUGCAAGCGGCCACUGAUAUAGCUUUCAUGAUCACCGGCGGAAAAUGUUUGAAGAAGUUUCAUGAUACCGUUUGCCCCAACUGCAAAGAUAUCAAAACCACUUACUUCAUUAUGGUCUACGCCUCCGUCCAGUUCGUUCUUUCUCACCUCCCCAGUUUCAAUUCCAUCAUAGCCGUUUCUAUUGCCGCCUCCGUCAUGUCUUUGAGUUAUUCAGCCAUUGCUUGGAUGACUUGUAUACAUAAAGGGGUUAUACCAGAUGUGGAUUAUAGUCCGAGGUCUACAACCACAGCAGGGAUGGUGUUCAGCUUCUUCAGUGCGGUGGGCGAUGUAUCAUUCGCCUUUGCCGGACAUAAUGUAAUAUUGGAGAUCCAAGCCUCAAUUCCUUCUACACCUGGCAAACCAUCCAAGAAACCCAUGUGGAAGGGUGCCUUUUUUUCUUACAUAGUUGUUUUCUUAUGCUACUUCCCUGUUGCCAUAUUUGGCUACUGGGCAUUCGGAAACAAAGUUGAGGACAACGUCCUUUUAUCCCUGGAAAAGCCCCGUUGGCUAGUCGCCGCUGCUAACAUGUUCGUGGUAAUCCAUGUCGUCGGAAGUUAUCAAGUUUUCGCCAUUCCAUUUUUUGAUAUGGUCGAAUCGUUUUUAGUGAAGAAAAUACAUUUCCGACCCACUAAAAGUCUUCGUUUCAUAACAAGAAACUUAUAUGUUGCAUUCACCAUGUUCAUUGGAAUGACAUUCCCUUUCUUUGGUGCAAUUAUCGGCUUCUUCGGAGGGUUCUUCUUUGCUCCGACAUCAUUUUUUCUGCCAUGCAUCAUUUGGUUAGUGGUCUACAAGCCAAGAAGGUUCAGCUUAUCCUGGUUCACAAAUUGGUUUUGCAUUAUUUUUGGUGUGAUUUUGAUGACUUUAGGUCCUGUGGGUGGGUUGAGGCAGAUAAUCGUUCAGGCCAAACAAUAUAAAUUUUACUCUUAA